AUGGAGACCGUCAAGCAAGCCGCCAACUACGUCGCUGAGACCGUCCAGGGCACCGGUGCCGAGGCUUCCAAGGAGGCCAACAAGAACGUUGCCAAGAACGACGACGCAAAGAUCUCCACCCGCGCUAGCGCUGCUAAGGAUGCCCUCGGCGACAAGAAGGACGAGAUUUCCCACAACACCAAGGCUGAUGUCCACAAGGAGGCUGCUAAGAACUAA
Molecule: messenger RNA, 216 nt
Organism: Penicillium bovifimosum
Lineage: Eukaryota; Fungi; Ascomycota; Eurotiomycetes; Eurotiales; Aspergillaceae
Exons: 3
Coding region: 1-216 (71 amino acids)
Source: RefSeq, a predicted model, not a curated record